CUCACCGGCUGUGCCACUCUACGCCGCUUCAUAGUACGGCACUUGCAGAUAUCUAAAGCACGAAAUCGGUCGAUGCAUCGAACCAAAAUCCGUAUCGCGUACCACUGCACUGGAAAAUCGAGUCGCUGUCCAAUGAUUCCCCGCCAAGAUGACAGCCACAUCUGUGGUACCUCUCAAGAUAUGGGGCCAACUUCCCCAUUUAGUUCAAAGAGAAUGCGAGAUGCAGCCUUUACCUUUCUGCGGGACAGUACAUGUAUUAACCCAUCCCAAAAUUAUUCUCCCCUUGCGUCCGUCUCACUUUCGCUUUCUUCAGCUUGUACUUGUUCAUGAUGGCACAAAUCAAACCCAGAAAGCUCUGUUUUGAGGAAAAUGCAAUUGCUCAUGCGCGCGGAAAGAUCAAUACAGACGAAUAUCUCGAUGGCAUGCUCGAUCACCUUACUGGUGUUCGUCAUGCUCAAGAUACACCUCUCAAACGAAUUAACGCAGAUGGUCUAAGCAUGGCCAUUCAAAGCUGUCUGUUCGAGCCCAAUUUCAAGUAUCUAAAUGACGUUGCCUUGAUCAAGCGCCUCCUCGUCUCCUGCUGGAAUGACUCUCUCGACAUCGAAAUCCUCGCCCCAAAAGUCCUCUCCGCCCUCCUGCCUUACCACAUUUCCCCCAAAAUCCACCUCUCAAUGAUAACCAUUGCCUGCAUCCGCCGCGACCUCACACUCCUACGAUACUGCUUUACACUUACCGACUCUGAUGCCGUUUUCUGGGCAGCAACUACAUCUCCUAUCUUAGUAGCCGCCACAGCCACCCCAGACCCGAUCAUCUGGGACGUAUUAUUGUCAUAUGGAUGGUCGCGGCCCAAUGGGCAGUAUUGGGACAUCUGCGCAGAAGGAUUGAAGAUUAGAAAGGUAGACAACAAUCAAACCCACCAAGAUCGAUUAGCGAAUCUAGCGCUCAUUGCUAUUAAAGACUCAAGGAGGGUCGAGCUUCUGAAUAUACUGUUCGACCAUGGAUUGGUGGUUACAAACUCGCUGUUGAGCAAGGCGGCUGCUAGUGCGGACCCGAUGACUAUGAAGACUUUGCUGGAGAAUUGUGAAGAUGAUCAGGAGUUGGAUACCAGUAAAGCCUUGUUGGUUGCGGCUGAGAGCAAUGGGAGGAUCAUUGAGGUGCUAUUAGAUGGAGGAUUUCACGCUGAUUGGAAAGCUGCGAGUAGUCCACCUAGCUCGACUGAUCGUCACAAAACAAAAGACGGUAGGGAUGAGAAGAAGAAACAUGCGAGUGAUAAGAAGAGAGAUGGAGAUAAGCAUAACUCAAGCGCAAAGAGGAGAGAUGAAGAAAAAAAGAGCUCGAGAGACCAGAAACAAAAGACGGAACACAGGGAACACAAAGAAGGGGCACCGCUUGAAAGCAGAACAGCUCUUCAUAUUGCUUCAGCGAUGGGGAAUAUGGACGCCGUCAAGACGCUGCUGAAGAAGGGUGCAAGGACGGAGAUUAAGGAUAGUAACGGGAAGACGGCUGAGAAGCUCGCGGUGGAGAAGGGAUGGUUUGAGAUUGCGGAAUUGUUGAAGAUUAUUCAUGCUGCUAGGAAGAAGUGAGGACCAGGUUGAUGAUGGAGGACAAGAAGUAAAGGAUGGGGGAUUUCGAUAUUUGAGCGGACAAUACGGAGCUGGGCUCUAAGAUCUAUGACUGUUAACAUCUUCUGGAUAGCUAGUGCAGCGUUGUAUUUAUGAUAUCUUUACAUUGCUAC
Messenger RNA from Mollisia scopiformis, 1735 nucleotides. Its product is annotated as ankyrin. Gene Ontology annotation, molecular function: protein binding. The transcript has 2 exons. The record is from RefSeq and is a predicted model, not a curated record. Lineage: Eukaryota; Fungi; Ascomycota; Leotiomycetes; Helotiales; Mollisiaceae. Gene Ontology annotation, biological process: protein localization to ciliary inversin compartment. Gene Ontology annotation, cellular component: ciliary inversin compartment. The coding region runs from base 330 to 1583 and encodes 417 amino acids.